Molecule: messenger RNA, 327 nt
Organism: Prunus armeniaca (apricot)
Lineage: Eukaryota; Viridiplantae; Streptophyta; Magnoliopsida; Rosales; Rosaceae
Source: the annotation of a GenBank genome assembly
AUGAUUGCUGAUGGCGCAAUCAAGCCCCUUCGGCCCUACAAGGUCCCUACUAGAGAAGAGAAAAAUGACCCCAGGUACUGCCGUUACCAUCAAUUUUUAGGGCAUCCAACCACUGCCUGUCAGAGAUUAAGGAGGAUCUUACAUGGUAAAAUAAAUGAAGGAGCUCUUGAGCUUCCCUCUAGAAAGCAAACUAUUGAUGAGGACCCUUUACCAAAGCGAAGGGGGAAGGAGGUAGCUGCUGUCGUAACAUGUUCUGAUGAUCUGCUCAAUGACGAUGAACUAAGUCACCUAUGGAAGAACGACCCAAAGCCACUUGAGGCAAUCUAG